Gavialis gangeticus (Gharial) is the source of this 1770-nucleotide messenger RNA. RefSeq names its product F-box only protein 6-like. Gene Ontology annotation, cellular component: SCF ubiquitin ligase complex; cytoplasm. Gene Ontology annotation, biological process: SCF-dependent proteasomal ubiquitin-dependent protein catabolic process; glycoprotein catabolic process. Gene Ontology annotation, molecular function: ubiquitin protein ligase activity. The record is from RefSeq and is a predicted model, not a curated record. The transcript is spliced from 5 exons. The annotation marks the transcript as partial. Lineage: Eukaryota; Metazoa; Chordata; Crocodylia; Gavialidae.
UGGUACUUCCUCUGCCGCCUGCGCCGCAACCUGCUGCGCAACCCGCGGGCCGAAGAGAAGUUCAAGCACUGGCGGCUCGAUUCCAACGAGGGAGACAAGUGGAAGGUGGAGUACCUGCCGGGGACCCACGGGACCCGCUUUCCCGGCCCGGAUGCGCGCAAGUACUUCGUCACGUCCUACGGGCUGUGCCUGAAGUCCCAGAUCAUUGACUUGAAGAAAGAAGGAUACUGGGAAGAGUUGAUGGAUAAGUGCCGGCCUGACAUCACCGUCUCAGACUGGUACGCUGCCAGGUUUGAUUGCGGGUGCCGGUACCAGCUCCAGGUGCAGCUGCUCUCUGCAGACCACCUUGUCCUCGAAGAGUUCUGUCCUGAGCCGGUGAUCAUAGACCAGUGGAGUGAUGCGAAGUGGAAGGAGAUGUCUUACACCUUCCGCAACUACAAGCCGGGAGUUCGCUACAUCCUGUUUAAACACGGCGGGCAGGACACACAGUUCUGGGCUGGCUGGUACGGGAUCCGCGUGACCAACAGUAGCAUCACCAUUGGGCCAGGAACAUCGGCGUGAGAGGAGAGCAGGGAGAUGACAACUCGUGUCCACCUCUGGGCUGUCCUCAGAGGGCAUCACAGCAUACGUGGUCACCUGUGCAAUCCUUGGGAGCUUCUCCAGGCCAGUCUCGCACCCGAAGUCAGCUUCUCUGGUCAUCUCAUUUUUCUGAUCUCCAUAUUUUCAUACCCUAGCUGGAGCUGGGAUCGCUUGCUUGUCAAACUGAGCACACCCUCCUGCAGGCCUUGCCAUCUGAAACAACCCUUUGUAUGUUUGCUUCGUUCUCUUGACUUCAGUGUAAUUCAAGAUUUCCCAUGCCAGGGAGCACCCAAGGGUGCUGUCAGCUGAGGGCACCUACCUCUGCUUAAAGCAGGGGUUGUCAGCUGUGGCCGAGUCACUUUGUAAGAGAAUUGGAACCAGCUGCAGCAUUUGGGUUUAACAGAGACCUGAGCAGGGGGAGGGGAAAGAAGAGGACCAUAUCUGCAAGAGUAUAAAACCUUCUCAUGGGUUUCAGAAAAAAGCCUUCUUUAUUUAGCCUUGGGCCUGAGUCUUGAUUUCAUGGAGAGCUUUGCUCUGGAGAGGGCUUUGCUUUUCAUUGGAUGGGGGAAUGGGCUUGGAUUCCCUUCUUCCAACUGUUUCAGGAACUUGAUUUUUUUGAUGUGAGCAAGAGUUUAGUGGCCUGACUAAAAUCUGCUUCCAUGCCCUCUGCCCUGAGCUCCCACUCCUCCUUGGCCACAGAGUCUUUUCAGAAGCAUAAAGACAAGGUGGAAGUGCCUUGGGGGGGUUUCAGCCAGGCCUCCAGGCUAUACUGUAACGAGACCCCCAGACCCUCCAUCUCCCAAGUACCACAUCUCACUAACUCGCAGAAACUGGAGCCCAAUGGCAGAUGGAGCACAAUUGAGCCAUUCAGUCCCAGGGGACAUUUCCCCCAAACUUGAGGCCUCUUCUUUGUCCACCUGGCCUGCAGUGCAUUAGUGGGUUGAUGGGGGAAGGUGUAGUUACUCUUAACACCCAGAGAGGGGCUUAGGAUUGGAGGGGAGACUCCCUUUUUGCAGACUACCUGCCUUAUGCUGUAAGGGCCCAGGUGGCUGCUGCUGUGAGCUGGCUUGAGGGAGUUCUCAGCCCUAUGUACCCAAAGCACUUUGGUAUGUCAUACACUGGGGUUAUACAGAGAAACUUGUACAUUGCACAUGGACAGAUGGAUUCUGACCAAUAAACCUCUUUUCUGAA